Rhizopus microsporus ATCC 52813 is the source of this 846-nucleotide messenger RNA. RefSeq lists its product as uncharacterized. Bases 1 to 846 code for a protein of 281 amino acids. The record is from RefSeq and is a predicted model, not a curated record. Gene Ontology annotation, cellular component: nucleus; checkpoint clamp complex. The transcript has 7 exons. NCBI's taxonomy places the organism in Eukaryota, Fungi, Mucoromycota, Mucoromycetes, Mucorales, Rhizopodaceae. Gene Ontology annotation, biological process: DNA repair; DNA damage checkpoint signaling.
AUGGAGAUUAAUGAACAACAAUCAAGCGAGUUUUCUGGAGUAAUAAGGAACGUCAAGUCGUUUCUGAGCUUGAUAAAAUGUAUAAACAUAAAGAAUAUAGCUACGUGUUAUAUAUACGAUGAAGGAAUGACAUUAACAGUAGAAGAAUCUCGAUGUGUAAAAGCAACUGCUUACUUCAGAAGACACAUGUUUCAAGUAUAUUCUAAGCAAGCCAAUACAGAAAUCCCCAUGUUUGGAUUACCGUUGAAUGCAUUGAUUGAUUGCUUUGGACUAAUGGUUCCUCACACGAGUAAUUCGAAAUCACAAGUAGACAGCUGUGAGAUUCGAUAUAAUGGACCUGGAUCUUAUUUAAUUCUCAAACGAUUUGAUAGAGACUUUGGACAGACAAUUCACUGUAAAUUAAAGCCUAUGGAGCCACAAGAAGAAGAUGUAGACACUAUAUUAACAGGAACAAACACCAACAAUCAAAAAAUGAUAUUAAAGUCUGAUUGGUUAAAGAGCGUAUUUGAAGAUUUAGACAAAAGUCAUCAGAGGAUAACCCUCAGCUUUUCACCAAAUGAUCCAUCAUUGACAUUAACAGCCAUUGGACCAACAAGUAAAUGGGAAUCAUCUUAUCCUCAGAGCUCAGAGCCAUUUAUCAGUUUUGAAUGCGAUCGAGAGUUAACAUUUAGUUAUCAAUAUGACCAUAUUAAACUAUGCAAGAGAGCUUUGGAACACUCAAUUGAAGUCUCUAUUGAAGUAUCACUUAAUGGAGUACUCUACUUACUCUUUCAAAUUGAAGGGAGUAGCAGUACAAAAGAUUAUAUUGAAUUUACAUUUUUACCUAUUGGCUCCACAACAAACUAA